GUUCACCGUCUCCGAAGCGGGUCGGCCCAGCCAAUUCUCCUAGGCGCCCAGGCCCGGUGCGCGCGUGCGUGAGCGCGCUUGCGCCGCCGGGGCUGCUGCAAAGGGAGGAGAGCGGCCGCCUCAGGAGGAUCCCUUUUCCCCCAGAAAUUACUCAAUGCUGAAACCUUUCAAAGUGAUAUUAGAGACGUUGGAAUCACCAUGGAUGGAUUUUAUGAUCAGCAAGUCCCUUUUAUGGUCCCAGGGAAAUCUCGAUCAGAGGAAUGUAGAGGGCGGCCUGUGAUUGACAGAAAGAGGAAGUUUUUGGACACAGAUCUGGCUCAUGAUUCUGAAGAGUUGUUUCAGGAUCUCAGUCAACUUCAAGAGGCUUGGUUAGCUGAAGCACAAGUUCCUGAUGAUGAACAAUUUGUCCCCGAUUUUCAGUCUGAUAACUUGGUGCUUCAUGCCCCACCUCCAACCAAGAUCAAACGGGAGCUGCACAGCCCCUCCUCUGAGUUGUCCUCCUGCAGCCAUGAGCAGGCUCUUGGUGCUAACUACGGAGAAAAGUGCCUCUACAACUAUUGUGCCUAUGAUAGGAAGCCUCCCUCUGGGUUCAAGCCAUUAACCCCUCCUACCACGCCGCUGUCACCCACCCAUCAGAAUUCCCUAUUUCCCCCACCUCAGCCAACUCUGCCCACCUCAGCACAUACCCCUGCAGCCGGCCCAGUACAAGGUGUGGGCCCUGCCCCCGCACCCCAUUCACUUCCAGAACCUGGACCACAACAGCAAACGUUUGCGGUGCCCCGACCACCACAUCAGCCCCUGCACAUGCCAAAGAUGAUGCCUGAAAACCAGUAUCCAUCAGAACAGAGAUUUCAGAGACAGCUGUCUGAACCCUGCCACCCCUUCCCUCCUCAGUCAGGAGCUCCUGGAGAUAAUCGCCCCAGUUACCACCGGCAAAUGUCAGAACCUAUUGUCCCUGCAGCUCCCCCUCCCCCUCAGGGAUUCAAACAAGAAUACCAUGACCCGCUCUAUGAGCAUGGGGUACCAGGCAUGCCAGGCCCCCCAGCACACGGGUUCCAGUCACCAAUGGGAAUCAAGCAGGAGCCCCGGGAUUACUGCGUUGACUCAGAAGUGCCUAACUGCCAGUCAUCCUACAUGAGAGGAGGGUAUUUCUCCAACAGUCAUGAAGGUUUUUCAUAUGAGAAAGAUCCCCGGUUAUACUUUGAUGACACUUGUGUUGUGCCUGAAAGACUGGAAGGAAAAGUCAAACAAGAGCCCACCAUGUAUCGGGAGGGGCCCCCUUACCAGAGGCGAGGUUCCCUCCAGCUGUGGCAGUUCCUGGUCACCCUUCUUGAUGACCCAGCCAAUGCCCACUUCAUUGCCUGGACAGGCCGAGGCAUGGAAUUCAAGCUGAUAGAACCUGAGGAGGUUGCAAGACGUUGGGGCAUCCAGAAGAACCGGCCAGCCAUGAACUAUGACAAGCUGAGCCGUUCUCUACGCUAUUACUAUGAGAAGGGCAUCAUGCAGAAGGUGGCUGGGGAGCGAUACGUCUACAAAUUUGUCUGUGACCCGGAUGCCCUCUUUUCCAUGGCCUUCCCGGACAAUCAGCGUCCAUUCCUGAAGGCAGAGUCCGAGUGCCACCUCAGCGAGGAGGACACCCUGCCGCUGACCCACUUCGAAGACAGCCCUGCUUACCUCCUGGACCUGGAGCGCUGCAGCAGCCUCCCCUAUGCUGAGGGGUUUGCUUACUAAGUUUCUGAGUGGCUGAGCAGCCAAACCCUAGAGCUAGCAGUUCCCAUUCAGGCAAAUGAGGGCAGUGGUUUUGUUUGUGUUUUUGGCUGUUCCUUAAGCUUGCCCUUUGAGUAUUAUCUGGAAAACCCAAGCCAUCUCUGGAUUGGCACCCUUAAAGACAUACACCUUAAAGAUAGGAGUGGGAACGGGGAGGGGCAGAAAACCACCAAAAGGAUGGUGCCUCAACUCUGAUUCUGAUGAGGUUUCUGGGAAAAGAUCAAAAUGGAGCCUCCUUACUAUGGACAAUAUAUGCAAAGCAAUACCUUGUUCAGGUUAGUACCCACAAAACGGGACAGAAUGUGUGACAAUCUUCAUUGAUCAUGGACUAUUAAAUGCCUUUACAUAGAAGGGCUCUAGUUUGCACAAAUUAUUGAAAAAGAAAUCACAAACCCAUAGAAAAGUACAUAGGCUAAGUUAGGGAGGCUCAAACUAUUAAGGGUUAAAAAUAUGUUUUGAAAUUUGGAGAGCUCUUCUAGCUUGAUCUGAAAUGUUUCCCAUUGGUCUAGAAAAAAGGGGAGAAGUAAGAACAGCUGUUACCCACUCUAUGGUUCUCAAAUUGUAAGUCACUGCUACUCUUGGGAACCUUUCUGGCCAUGUGGUCACCAAGUAGAGCAAGCCCCCUUUCUCUUUCCAGUCACAUGGCCGAGUGUGGACAGCUUUCAUUUUAGGAGAAGGGCAAUGAACACUUUUGACAGUAUUUUGUUUUACUUUGAUUUGGGGGAUUGUUUUGUUUUGGUGGUUGUUUUGGAAAAACAGUUUAUAAACUGAUUUUUGUAGUUUUGGUAUUUAAAGCAAAAAAAAAACCCUUUUGGUAACUGUGCACUGUGUCCUUUAGCCAGGGCCGUGCCAACUGAUGAAGACGCUGCAGCUUGAGAGGGGCUUUGCUGGGGGCUUCCCCUUAGCCAUGUAAAAGCCCACUUUGUUGCCUGCUUAGUGCUUUCUGCACCAGACAACCUGAUGGAACAUUUGCACCUGAGUUGUACAUUUCUGAAGUGUGCAGGGCAGUCUGGACACAAGCUUAAAUUCUAUAUGUAUAGUUCCCCAUGUUCACAAACAUGCCCUCUCAAACAUGGAAAGCAUAUGUACAUAAUAUACAUCACAUCCAUUUGAAACCUGGUCACCUGGUGGGAACCCUAGGGAUUCUUCCCUGGACAUAACUGGUGACAGUUUCCAUUUCAUCAGUUUGUUUUGAUUUCCUUCUCCUUUUAAUCUUGGACUUUAACUCCUACAUAUGAUUCAGUAGGGUUCGAGACUUAUGUGUGACCCUGACAGGUAAAACAGAGCUAGCAUUCUAUUGCCACUUUUUUUUAAGUUUAUUUUGAAUGCUGUAUUAUAUUGGAAAAGUUUUAAACCAAGCUAAAGCUAUGUGAAAGUUGAGCUCGAAGUAGAGGAAAAGUUACUAGAAAGUGGUAGUACUUUGCUGCCUGCUCCAUUGGUAGAGUUCUGUGCUCCCCUUGACACUUAGCAUGUUAAGAAUGGCUGUGCUGUUCCUGAGAUGCAAAGGAGACAGUGCUGACUCCAUGAGAGUAAGACACAUGCCUUGAAUUGCUUUUCUAUUAAUGGAGCGUUCCAUAGUCUCAAACAGUCCCCCUUGUGACUGACAGCACAUUUGUGAAGAAGUUCACGGGGACAAGGGGUUCAUUUUAUAGCUGUGGAAACAAUAGAUUUUCCUCUAUUGGAAACUAAUUAGCCCACAAAGGUGUUGAACCUAUAGCUUGGGUCUUAAUUAGCAUUGUACUCUAAUCAAAAGACUCUUUCUAAAACCAUAUUUAUAGCUUUCUAACCUACACAUAAUCUGUAUACAUAGAUGCAUAUUUAACCCCCCUGCCGGCUAGAGAUUUAUUUGUUGUAAAUGCUGUAUAGAUUUGUUUUUCCUUUCUAUACUUAUCCUGGUUUGGGUUUUUUGUCGGUUGUUUGGUUUUUUUUUUCUAUGAACUUAUGCUGUCUUAGCAAGUAUGAAAGUAAUCCUCUAUAGCCUGAGCUACCCCUCCCCUGCUGAAACUAUGUGGCCUGUGCUGUCACAGGACAUAGGACGGCAGCAUCACCGUGGCAUUCCCAUCAGAUUCAUGCACUUCCCGGAUGGUUUUUGGGUUUUUUUCAGGGUUUGGGGGGUCUGUUUUUUCGCUUCUUUUCCAGAGUGUGGAAAGUCUACAGUGCAGAAGAAAGGCUUUAACCUGCCAGUUGAUUUGAAAUACUUUCCCCUGCGCAGGGCUGUAUGCAUCCUGCCAAGCUGCGUUAUAUUCUGUACUGUGUACAAUAAAGAAGUUUGCUUUUCGUUUA
This is a messenger RNA of Cynocephalus volans (Philippine flying lemur), 4050 nucleotides long. It is a transcript of the gene ETV5, whose product is annotated as ETS variant transcription factor 5. Gene Ontology annotation, cellular component: nucleus. Lineage: Eukaryota; Metazoa; Chordata; Mammalia; Dermoptera; Cynocephalidae. Gene Ontology annotation, biological process: regulation of transcription by RNA polymerase II; cell differentiation. The transcript is spliced from 13 exons. Gene Ontology annotation, molecular function: DNA-binding transcription factor activity, RNA polymerase II-specific; sequence-specific DNA binding. The record is from RefSeq and is a predicted model, not a curated record. The coding region runs from base 199 to 1731 and encodes 510 amino acids.